Messenger RNA from Coregonus clupeaformis (lake whitefish), 1782 nucleotides. RefSeq names its product V-set and transmembrane domain-containing protein 4. The record is from RefSeq and is a predicted model, not a curated record. Lineage: Eukaryota; Metazoa; Chordata; Actinopteri; Salmoniformes; Salmonidae. Bases 72 to 668 code for a protein of 198 amino acids. The transcript has 6 exons.
CAAAAGUAUUUGACAUUUAUAUUACCCAUGUCUACUGAUUUUUCACUUACUGUAUCCAAUGUUGUCUUUUUAUGUCAGUGCACAUCCCACUGGACAGGAGCGAUGAGGGAGUGUGGCGUCUAUUUGGAGAUGUGUACUUGUGUGCAGUGCUCCUCUGCUCCUUGGGACUGCUCUCCAUCUUCCUGUUCACGCUUGUCCUCACCUGCCAGUACCUGCAUACACGUCAUACACUCAAAAAAGCCAGUUACUACCUGGUCAAGUGUCCAGACAGCAGCUCUGGAGAGACGGUGACCAGUUCAGUGAGCUCCUCCAGCUCGUCUCCUGGAAUCCACAGGAAGGAGAAGAGACACAAAGCACGCAGGAGAGACACACCCAGAGAACCAGAGGAGACACCGCCACACAUACCAGAGAAAGUGCCUGUAGCUGCAGAGAGACAGAGACCCAGGAAGCCUCUACGCUUAAAGUGCCAGCCCAGGAGGCUGGUUAGGUCGAGUGUCUGUGAGGAGGACAGCCUGACGUAUGCAGAGUUGGAGCUAGUACGACCCAGGCCUGAACCCCACUCCUCCUCCUCUCUGUCUUCUCUCUCCAUCCUUGAGCCUCUAGCCUCCAGCCCUUCCAGCUCUGACACGGUCUACGCCCAGAUCCUAUUCCGGGAGAAACCGCUGUAGAUGUCUUAUUUAACCUUUAUUUAACCAGGAAAGAACUUUGAGUUUGAAAAUAUACUUUUGUGUAGGCGACCUGGCAAGAUACAGUACAUAGAUCUGGACUCUGCAGAUCUUUGGCGCUGCCUUUUGGCCUUUGAUGUGCGCCACAAGACUGUGUUAGCUUGCUGAGCGCAAGUUUUGGCACAAGCUACGAACCUUCGAGGUUUCCGGAAAGAGCAUAGUUCACUGAACCACAUCCAUUAAACAAAUCCCUUAUUAUUUCAGCGGACUCAACGAGAUAAACAAGAAAAAUCUGCUUCACACCUUGACUCUAUUGAUUAAAUAUCUAUGUGGUUUUGUGUGUUGUUUGCUUGCAUCGCUGGUUGUUUUGUUUAGGUGUCAGAUUUUCUGUGUUAGAGAUGUGUGUAAAAUAAUGGUUUCUGCAUUCAACAAUGCUAGCUACAUGCUAGCUACUGUAUAUCAUUACCUUGCAAACAUAUUGGCAAGACAACAAGUUGGCUAAGGCAGAAAGCAUUGGAACUCUGUUUAAUGUUGACAUUUGUAAAUAGGCUACUAAUGUAUCUAAUAAUUGUGGAGAUGUUUCAUAUAUAAAUUGUUGUGUAAAUCAUUUUAUAACUGAAUUUAACCUGAAAUACAUAUAUCGUCCUUCUUUUAAAAUGUGUAUCCUGUUUCAAUAAAGAACAUAACUGUUUGAGUUCAUAAACAACUGUCCAUGGCCUUUAGACUCUCUUAAGCAUAUAGACUCACAUCUAUUAAUGCAUGAACAAAUAUCAGGAUAAUCAAAUGCAGUUCUAUCACUACAGUAGGGCUACUGAGAAUAUGUGGUAGAAAAUGUAAGGCUAAACACUAGAAAUAGAUCAUAGACACAGAUCUCAUGGGACAGAAAGACAGACAUCUUACUUAAGCACAGCAGCACUCCUCAUUUUCAGUCUACGUUCUAGAUUUUCAACAACACACCCCAGUCAUAAACACCACAGACAUAAACAAAUGUGAGUCAUCCCGGAGGUAGGAGGUUCCACGCUCUACUGCCCACAAGGGGUGAAGGAGAAGGCCAUUUUGUGAAGGUCAGAUUGUGAAGGAUGGAUGGAGUGAUGGGAUGGAUGGAGAGAACAAGAGA